AUGUCCUCAGAAUCAUCAACACUCGUGCAUGACUGGCCUGGGCGAUAUCAUCAUAUAGAUCAAGUCCUGAAUACCCCUGGGCCUCGUACAGACCCUGGCUUUCUUGCCGGAGAUGGGGUGAAGGACUUCCUCAGAAAUAAAGCCAAGAUCUUGGUCAUCGGUGCAGGAGGCCUUGGUUGCGAAAUUUUGGCCAACCUAGCACUGACGGGGUUCAAAGACAUUCAUGUAAUCGACAUGGACACGAUUGAUAUUAGCAAUCUCAAUCGACAGUUUCUAUUUAGACAAAAAGAUGUUGGGAAACCCAAAGCUACUGUAGCUGCACAGUUCAUCAUGAACCGUGUGCCAGGAGUCAAGGUGACACCAUACUUUGGGAAGAUUCAGGAUAAAGAUGACGACUAUUAUCUACAAUUCGAUCUUGUCAUUUGUGGACUCGACUCGGUGGAAGCACGACGGUGGAUGAACGCGACCCUUGUAAAUCUCGUUGACCCUGAGAAACCUGACAGCCUAAAGCCUAUGAUUGAUGGCGGAACUGAAGGUUUCAAGGGCCAAGCUCGCGUCAUUCUCCCCACCAUAACUUCUUGCUAUGAGUGUUCAUUGGAUAUGCUCAACAAGCCGACUGCCUUCCCAAUCUGUACAAUCGCAAAUACACCUCGACUUCCAGAGCACUGCAUAGAAUGGGCUUCUGUACUAGAAUGGCCUCGUGUUCAUGGAGAUAAGAAGAUGGAUACCGAUGAUCCCGACCAUAUUGGUUGGCUUUACAAAGUCGCUGCCGCUCGUGCUGCUGAAUUCAAGAUUGAAGGUGUAACCUGGUCUCUAACCCAAGGAGUAGUAAAGAAUAUUAUUCCUGCUAUCGCAUCGACUAAUGCUAUCAUAGCUGGCACUGAUGGUGUUUAUUCAUAUACUUUCGAACAUGAAAAACGAGACGAUUGUCCAGUCUGUGGAGGGGAAGCAGUGGACAUGACAAUCAAUUCCGACACGACAGUCGAGCAACUUAUCGAAAUUCUGAUCGAAAAGCAGGAUAUCCAAAUCAAGAAACCCUCGUUAUCCACUUCCACCAAGCAGAUCUACCUCCAGGCACCGCCGCAACUUGAGCAGGCGACAAGGCCCAACCUGGAGAAAAAGGUUUCAGAACUGGUUCCUCCAGGAGGCGAGAUUACUGUUACAGCAAGUACUUUGCCAUUCAGUUUAUCUCUUCGUAUCUCGUACGAAGCCUAA
Psilocybe cubensis is the source of this 1215-nucleotide messenger RNA. RefSeq lists its product as uncharacterized. NCBI's taxonomy places the organism in Eukaryota, Fungi, Basidiomycota, Agaricomycetes, Agaricales, Agrocybaceae. Gene Ontology annotation, molecular function: NEDD8 activating enzyme activity. Gene Ontology annotation, biological process: protein neddylation. Bases 1 to 1215 code for a protein of 404 amino acids. Gene Ontology annotation, cellular component: cytoplasm; nucleus. The record is from RefSeq and is a predicted model, not a curated record. The transcript is spliced from 8 exons.